Molecule: messenger RNA, 1677 nt
Organism: Medicago truncatula (barrel medic)
Lineage: Eukaryota; Viridiplantae; Streptophyta; Magnoliopsida; Fabales; Fabaceae
Exons: 7
Coding region: 718-1443 (241 amino acids)
Source: RefSeq, a predicted model, not a curated record
UUCACAUUCCCAAUUCACCAAAACAAAAUAAAAAAACUUUCAUUCAGUUUCCCUUCUCCCUCUGUCGAAUCAUCCCCAUUUCAACUCUCUAAAACCCUUAUUUUUCAAUUUUCUUCGUUUUCUCCCUCAAAAUCCAAAAUCUCAUCUUUCUAAACUCAAAAUUGUCAUUGCAAAGCAAGCAUCAUCUUCUCAAUCUGCACCGCAUCCAAUUCCCAAGAUCGUCGUUCAGAGCAUUCACGCUAGGAGAGUGAUGAUGACAGUACACGCCUAGCUGGUUGGCCAAUCGUGUCUGCCAACCCUAAAAAAUCGACUUGUUGCAUUUUCCCGCUCAACCACUAUAACUGAGAAAGUUAAUAAGUAAUAAAGAAUGAAGGAGACAUUGAACUUGUGAAGGAGGAUAGUAAUGGCAGUAGGAGUUCUUGGAUGAUUGGUAACAAGUGUUUUUGUGUGUGUUGGACUUUUUUAGCUUGGAAGGUUUAGUAAAAGGGAGUCCAAGUUCUGAAAGAUCUCAGCCUGCAUAAUCAUGUAGUAAGGCACAUCUUGUUGAUAAAAGUCAUAAAUCUUCAGUUCCCAGUCGAAAGGAUCCCUAGUAAUCCGGAGUUCGGUAGGAGGUAAGUGAAGUCUGGCGAAGAAUUGUUCCCACCCACCGAGCAUCGAAUUCAGGUGAUAAAAAAGUUGGGGGUGCAAAUAGAAGAGAGGUUACAAAGGUGAGUGAGCAUGGAAGAACAUCCAGAGAGAGUAGAACUAAGGAGAUUGCAGAGGGAGCAAGAGAGGGAGAGAAGGCGCAUACGCGACAGACAAAGGAGACAAGCCAUGACUGAAGAACAACGAGAAAGACACCUUGCACGCCGCCGCAGAAAUUACCAGCUUCGAAGACAAAGAGCUGCAAAUGCUAAUAAUGUUCAUGCUCCUUUCAUUCCUCUUCCUCCUAGCACUCUUGCUUUUGAAUCAAGUGCUGGUGAAGCUAGUACCAGUGAUGAGUUUCAAGGUGUUAAUCCAUCUACGUUACUUGACUAUAGAGCCAUAUCUCAUGGCAUUUGUAUACCACAUUAUGGCCUCAAUCAAGGUCAAGAAACACUGAAUUUGGGGACACAAGUUUCUCAUGAAGGAUCAUCAUUGAACUUGGAAUCUCUAGCUUAUAAGCUCGAUAAUCCACCAAGAAGGGUGCGUCUAACUCAGCUCAGACACCUUGCAAGGAACAUUGUAGGUUCGAUGGUUGAUUCUGCUGGUAUUCACCAGGUUGCAGCUGAGUUGAAAACAAAUGGAGAUGGGGAAGUUUGUAAUUUUGGUAGCACACAAAAAUCCUUGCGUUUGAAUUCUGUGAAGCGUAUUGCUCGAUCAACGAAUCCUCCAGCCAAAGAGACUGAAAUUCAGAAGGACAAGGAUUUGCCACCAGGAGAGAUUCAGUUACUUGAUAAUCAAAGCUUUAUGGCCACUAGUUAAGGUGAAAGUGAGAGGUUCACUCAAAGCUGCGUUACAGAAUAGUUGCAUAAAUAAGGACUAAUUUUAUACAUUACAUGUAGAAAUUAAUGAUACAUACAUGUAUUUUGGGGAAAUAUUUUUUUGUUUUCUUUUUACAUUACAAAACUACAGUAGUGUUAUCCCAUUGUUUUCUAUUUACAAUGAUUUAUGUGUUAACUUUGUAAUCAACAAAUAAAAGGGAAAACAUUUUUUGAA